Messenger RNA from Fusarium poae, 2607 nucleotides. RefSeq lists its product as uncharacterized. The coding region runs from base 1 to 2607 and encodes 868 amino acids. The transcript has 6 exons. The record is from RefSeq and is a predicted model, not a curated record. NCBI's taxonomy places the organism in Eukaryota, Fungi, Ascomycota, Sordariomycetes, Hypocreales, Nectriaceae.
AUGAGCCGGGAUGACUACACUCCACGGGGCCUAUCCGACCUGGAGUCCCAUCUUGAUAUUGCCGGCGAACGUCAGCGACCUCACUUUGAUGUUGGCACUGGGUCGGAGCCAAUUGCACCAUCACCAAACCAGCAAGGCCAACAUGUCACUCUCAAUGCCGCUCUCGAGGUCGAUAUGCUGCGGCACAAACUCCGCACCCUCGAAAAUCUUGUUGAACGUUACGGAAUUUCGCCACACGUUCCCUCUCUUUCUGAAGCUGAAGAAGCCCGAGCUCUUCAAUAUCGUUGCGAAUGCCUCGAGUCCGCGUGCAGGCAACAGAGCGAGCUGAAGCUCAUCCGCAAUAACGAUCCUUGUCUCCGGUGUCGAGCCUCGAACAGACCAUGUGACGCAAACAACCCGUGUUCCCGCUGCUCGGGAGUGUCCUCGUCUGACUCGGAGAUACAUUGGAGCGUCCUUGGAUGCUAUCGUGGGUCUGUCACAUCCCUUGUUGAUGUUCUGCUCCAAGGGUCGUUUGCUUGGUCACAACCUCAUACGCCGUUGACGCCCUCUAACCCCCGUCGCGGCAGCAUUAAUGAUAAAAUACUAGCACAGAACCCUGCUCUUUCAACUGUCACAAGGUCUGCCUGGAGAGUUGAUUUCCAGGAUACGUUCUGGUGGCAAGACGGAGAGCCUGGUCUUGGUGAAGGCGUUAACCAUCCACCGGGACCAGGUUACCACGAUCAAGGAGCUCCGCCGCCUGUUCUCCAGCUCAUUUCUUCCAGCCCGAGUUUUCGGGGCGUUGCCUUCGACAUUCUUGAGAUAUUGAGUCUGAGCGGUCAACUUUCUAUUUCGCGAGAAGAAGAACAGGCGGUACAUCCCGCUCUUUUCCGCGCAAAACAACUACUACGAGAGAUUGUGUACUACGAUGCAUCUCAGCCGAAACCCCUCUUACGAAUCGAAACCAGCUUUCCUCCCCGGACUCCUAUUGAUGUUCGUCCUUCGACUGAACGGAACGUGCUCUUGAGGGAAUGCACACGGCGGUACCUAGUCUCAUUGGAUUUCGCAGCCUCAAACUUGCAAAGCAUGAGUGCCAGGCAAUGGCUAGGAGUUUUUAUCUCCCUUUGCAUUUUUAGUGCUGUGGACACUAUUUUGGUAGAUCUUGCUUGGUCCUUCCAGGGAAAUGACCCGUCACAAGCAGGUACAACACCGACAGAAAGGCCUGACCAAGUUAUCCGAAGCGUGUAUCAGGUGCUAGUUUCUCUAUUCAGUAUUUCGAGCGAUCCCUUGGCGAACAGCUCGGAAUCCGACGACCCAAUUGUCCGCAACAUCGCUCGGAUUAUCAGGCGCGAAUAUUGGCCUCCUAGGCACCUUUUCUCAAGCAUCGACUUUCUUAUGAGCCUUGGUGCAGGCGAAACGCCUAAUCAUGGGUUUAACGGUUUUGUCAUGCCGAGCCAAUUUGCACUGCCGAACGAUAUAGCGGGACGUGCUCGCAGACACACAAUAAGUGAUGACAUGUCGCCAUAUCCAGAAUCGAGACGACCUUCAGGUGGCGAGCCCAUCUCACCGUCGAGACUAAAAUCUUCGUCCCGCCGAACCUCGUUACGGCGUGUCUAUUGCGACAAGUGCAACGAGCAUCCGGACGGGUUUCGGGGUGACCAUGAACUGCGGCGCCAUAUAGAUGCUAAGCAUUCAGCCACAGUGAAACGAUGGGUUUGUAAAGAGCCGAAAACCCUGCUACCUUCUUCACCGCAACCCGUCAUACCAUUGUCGAGGUGCAAGGCAUGCCUAGCACAGAAGCGCUACGGGGCAUACUACAAUGCCGCCGCACAUCUUCGCCGAGCGCAUUUCCGGCCUCAUAGGGUAGGCAAGGCCAGUGGCGAUUGGCCAUCCAUGAGUGUUUUGAAGGAUUGGAUGCGGGAAGUACGCCAAUCAGUUGAUGUACCGGACGAGCAUAUUUCCAGUGGCGAAGACGAUAUGGACGAAUUUCCUUCACCAGCCAACUACAGAGACUCAAUGUCUCAUCAAGCUCCCAUGAUUCCCGAAGCCCAACCGCCUGCCGCUGUACUAGGGCCACUUCUCUCCUCGAGUACUAUUGACCAGUCGAUACCGAUUGAACGAGCUAGCCCAUCUCGACGACCCGCCGAAAACCGAACGAGGUGUCCCCAUCCAGACUGUGGUCGAGAAUUCCGUGACUUGGCAUCUCACAUGCUCACACACCAAGAGGAGAGGCCCGAAAAGUGCCCGAUUGUAACGUGCGAAUACCAUACGAAAGGAUUUGCGCGCAAGUACGAUAAGAACCGCCAUGCCCUUACUCAUUAUCGUGGGUCAAUGGUGUGCCCAUUCUGCCCUGGAGUCGGAAGUCCUUUCGAGAAGGUGUUUACGCGUGCGGAUGUCUUUAAACGACACUUGACUGCUGCUCAUCAAGUUGAUCAGACGGGUCAUAGCAGUGGUCACAGACUACCUGGAGGUGACGAUCCGGUAGGCACAAAAGCAAGGUGUUCCAUAUGCAAAAACGGGUUCAGUACUGCUCAAGACUUCUACGAGCAUCUUGACGACUGUGUACUGGGCGUCAUUGUGCCGUCUGGAAGUACGUCAAGUCAACAAACCCGUUUGCAGGGAUCGCCAUAA